Hypoxylon fragiforme is the source of this 2760-nucleotide messenger RNA. Its product is annotated as vacuolar segregation subunit 7-domain-containing protein. NCBI's taxonomy places the organism in Eukaryota, Fungi, Ascomycota, Sordariomycetes, Xylariales, Hypoxylaceae. Gene Ontology annotation, cellular component: PAS complex; fungal-type vacuole membrane. Gene Ontology annotation, biological process: positive regulation of phosphatidylinositol biosynthetic process; protein localization to vacuolar membrane; vacuole inheritance. The record is from RefSeq and is a predicted model, not a curated record. The transcript has a single exon. Bases 1 to 2760 code for a protein of 919 amino acids.
AUGGCAAACAAUCCCGUUGCUAUGGACGCCAGCCUGUCCAGCCUGAACUCUGUCGACAAUGACACAUCCGCAACAUCCAGCGCACACGUAGAUUCCCAAGCAUCCAAAUGGACUUCAGCAUCUACUUCGCUAACAGCAUCACCUACGCAGUCUAGAGACCCGUCACCAGCACGUCUUACGGUUAAAACGGGACGGAUGAACCGCGGUUCGACAACUCCCGCGAGGUCACGCAAGAAUAGUUUUCAGGACCCAAGCCCCUCUAGAUCUAGAUCUAACAUCCCUACACCGUCUACGACCCCACGACAAAUUUCCUCAGCCACGACCCCUUCGCUCCCGCCUCCUUCAAACUCCGAGCCUAUAUUACGAACACCUGUUCCGCAGAAGGCGCCUGCUCCAUCAGAGUUAUCCAAAGAUUCACCCCGGUGGCCCAUAUCUCCUCGACUGAGAUCCCCGCCCCCUAACAUCGGCCGACCAGUAGUAGGAGGUAGUUCGUCGUCACGAAGAAGCGAUCAAGAAGCACCUCUCAUCAAUGUUCAGCGAGCAACCCCUUCGCCUCAUGUGGAAUCCGCUUCGCAAUCUACGUCCGACAACGAGGUUGAAGAACAAUAUCUGUCAUCUGGUAUGAGAACUCCUGCUCGUGGGCCUAGCAAUGGCUCGUCAACUCUAGAGACGGUCCAGGAGAUCAGCCAACCGAAUACUCCGCGACCAGGCCUGGACCUUGCUAUUGAAAAGCUUGCCGAAACCGCCGAAUCCCAGUCGUCUACUCAAACCAAAGGAUCCGGAGCAAUUACCAAGAAACCCAGCAUUAGCCAUACCGCAACGAAUAGUGGCGAAAGCGGUAGUGAUGGUGGAAAUGUAAGGCGAAAUCCUAGAAGGACGAGCAGUACAGCUCCCACACCCUCGCUCCAUAGCCGACAUUCUAGCACGGCCCUCAAAUUUAGCGGCAAGGGACCAACUACCGCCGAGAGUUCGUCCCGGAAUAUGACAGUCGAAACAGAGCAGAUCAGUAACCUCCCAGGCUUGUCAAUUGCCCCAAAUGCGAGAGGCCAGGGAACAAAUGGCAGUCUCAGAACAAAGCCAAGCUCUGAGACCAUCAAACCUAGGAAGGAGAAGAAGAAGCAUCCCAGAAAAGCCACCUCUGUUGCUUCUGGAAAUGGUGAGAACCCUCCCCACAAGCUCCGACAUAGCUGCUCGAGGAGAUCUAUUGUAUCUCGCCGCUCCCCAGGCAAAGCGUACGGUCAAGGAUCGUAUGUGGAUGAAAUUAGUUCGAUUAAUCAGCAGCGGCCAGUGCUGCAAAUGGCUAUGAGUGUGACAAGCCAAAUGUCAAGUUUGCUAACCAGAGGAUCUUCUAUAGCAUCCUCCAAGGCAGAUAUCUUCGAAGCCAAAGUUGCUAGCGCGGUGGAGGAGGCUAACUCUUCAGACUCGGACGAGACUUUCGUUUACGAUUCUAACCCACCAGAAGUGGCCGACCGCCCUCGUCGGUAUCACUCACGCACCCCCAGUGCAACUUCUAUGGCCAGUCAGGUCGAUCGCAAUGGCUUGCGUUCGAUGACAGGCAUGAUAGACAGCAGCCAACCUACUUUACCGGUUAAGAAGAACAUGAAAUUUGUGAAUACUUACACUGGUAGUGGGAAUGAGGCCUCGUAUGACGACGAUGGCCGAGGCACAGGCCGGAGUAACGUUGGCUCUGCACGAGGAACCACCCGGCAUCAUCACCCUGGUCGUUGGGGAAGGAAUAAUGGCAACAAUCACCUUUCGCUAUUCGACAAUGAAUCUCCAUUCCCUAACGCCGCCAGGUCCAAGUUACCUAAUAAUAAUCCUAGACAGUCAUCUAAUCCCACAAGUCCGAGAUUUGGUACAGCUCGAGGAUGGGCAUCCAACAAAAGACAACUGACGUUGCCUGGCGGCUAUGAAAUUGACGAUACAACUACUGGCGCCGAUGACGAGAGGACUCCGCUCCUCUUGAGCGGCACCACCAGAUCUAUCCGAUCCACCCGGAGUCGACGCAAUCCGUACCCAAGAAAUCUCGAGGCCCAAAAUUAUCAACAGAAUCCAUCAUUCCUCAACCGAUUUGCAAGCUGCUUGGUUCUUACUAUAAUGCUACUAGUUGUCCUCUCAGGAGCGCUCGGGUUCAUGUUUGCGACAUCCCAACCGCUCAGUGCGGUUGAGCUGGUGAAGAUUGACAAUGUUCUAGCCAGCGAACAGGAAUUAAUGAUGGACAUCACCGUGAAAGCACACAAUCCGAACGUUGUCGUUGUGAUGAUCGAUUCGGCCGACCUCGAGAUAUUUGCGAAAUCCCCACACGCCGGUACCGAUUCGGAAUGGUGGCGGCAUCCUAAUGGGGAUGAGUUUGGCAUUCUCGAUGAUCCUAAAAAUGAUCCACCGGUUGUUAAGUUGCCAGGCGAUGACGACGAUGACGAACCCCCCGAAGAUAAUUCGCCGAAUAUGCGUCUCGGAAAUGUCAUCACUUUCGACAGCCCUUUAACUUACGAAGGGUCGUUUUUCCAGUCUGGCAUUUCCACCUCUACUGGCUCGCUUCGUUUAAGCCGGCCCGGAAAUGGCACCGACAGUGGCACCCAGCGAUGGGAGCGCAUCAUCGCAGACGAGUUCACCUUGAUUGUCAAGGGUGUUUUGAAAUACACAUUACCCCUUAGUCAGAGGGUUAGAAAUGUGGCCAUCUCCGGCAAGACGCUCGUUAAAUCCAAUUCCGCGAAUAAUCCGUCUCUACGACCUAAUGAGACAGAGAUCGCAAUUGGAUGA